AUAUGUGCAGCUUAUAUCAGUAAUUUGUCGUGGUUAGUUAGAGCUUCAAAGUGGAGGGGGUCGUAAACGUAAAACUAGAUCCCAUCCUUGUAUCUAUUAUUGCUUGCACAUAUAGUGUUAUCAAUCCGAUGUCCUCAUGUUCUCGUCCAUCCGAGAUUCAUUCGAUCUUCGAGUACAAGAGAGCGUCCUGUUCUAGUUUACGACGUGCUUGUGAAAAGAUCGCCUCAGUCGGUUGCGCCAGUGGCCCCGACGGCGCGGGGUUGCUCAACAGACGCGAUGACGCCAGGCUGAACAUUUCUUCUACCGCACGGGGGGGAAGGACCUUCAAUCAAGACACGCAGAGGUUGGACUCCCAGAGGCAGGUCUCUUCAGACGUCCCGCCGAUUCUUUGCGGAAAGCAGGUUCUCUACGGUUUCAAAUUACUGGAAGACGCAGUUAUGCCUACCAAACGACUCAUCUCAGACGAAGCCAGCAGCACUGGUGAGCAAGCGCAAGAUCUGGUUAAAGCGGAAACCACGAAUUCUAUCGACACAGCUACAUCUUCUGUUCCUGAAGAGCCCAAACAUAAGAAGUCACGGGCCGCACCCAAAGGAGCCAAAGGAAAAGUGAAGGCUGAAGCUAGCGCGGGAACCAAGCCCAAGAAAGAGGGCAGCUCCGACAUUACCAUGGAUCCGAGCGGAGACGUUACGAAUCGCCUUCAUCGCUCCGUGGACGAUAUGGCCUGGGCUCAAGCUGUUUUGACAACUGGCAAGAAGAAGAAAGAAGAGGCCACCAAGGCAACAAAAUGGACCAAAGAAGAUGAAGCCCUCCUUGUCGCCGUUAUGGUCUUCAAUCCCGACAAACCGCACAAACUAAUCGCAGAAGAAUAUCUCAAGGUAGCAGUGGAAGCAAAGACGGAGCGACAAAUAGGCGACAAAAUCGCGAAGUUGAAAGGCCGAUUUCAGUCCAAGUAAAUUUGCUCAAUACUUCCGGUCGUCGAUAUUGGGAAAUCUGCCGUACACUACUCAAUUCAAGAAUACCAACUCAAGUAAACUGCUCGAUACCUCUGCAUUUUCGAUCAGGGGAGAUCCUCCCUCAGAAUGAAAUGCAAUGGAGAGUAUGUGAGGGCAUUAGGGGCGGAAAUGUAAAAGCACCGCAGCUUGCAAGUGAAAGCCUGGUGCAUGCAAUGGGGGGGCAAUGCUGUGGUUAGCCUUCGGCUAAUUAAAUGUUU
This is a messenger RNA of Fimicolochytrium jonesii, 1210 nucleotides long. RefSeq lists its product as uncharacterized. Bases 129 to 953 code for a protein of 274 amino acids. NCBI's taxonomy places the organism in Eukaryota, Fungi, Chytridiomycota, Chytridiomycetes, Spizellomycetales, Powellomycetaceae. The transcript is spliced from 2 exons. The record is from RefSeq and is a predicted model, not a curated record.